Messenger RNA from Kwoniella mangroviensis CBS 8507, 3756 nucleotides. RefSeq lists its product as uncharacterized. The transcript has 10 exons. The coding region runs from base 1 to 3756 and encodes 1251 amino acids. The record is from RefSeq and is a predicted model, not a curated record. NCBI's taxonomy places the organism in Eukaryota, Fungi, Basidiomycota, Tremellomycetes, Tremellales, Cryptococcaceae.
AUGGCGAAAACGAAGAAGACUCCUACCACCGAAGCCCCUCCUCCGACCGUACAUUCUUUCGAGCCUCCUACGGAAGCUCCCGAUCCAGAUAGACCAGCAAGUCAACAUCAUCAUCACGACCAUGAACACCACCAUCAUCAUUCGCAUUAUGCCAGAUUGGUAGAUUCAGAAGGAAACGUCAAAGAAACCAAAACCGAGAUAGUAGAGAUAAAAGAAGUCAAAGAGAUUCCUGCGGAUCCGAUUGAUCAAGAGGAAGAAGAGAAGGCUCCUUCAAAUGCAAGUGCGAAAUCUAAAAGUGUUAAAGCCCCUACAGCUCCACCGACUGCCAAACCACCUUCAUCCAAACCGCCAACGGUGAAACCACCUUCUAAUAAUAAAUCUCCUACGGCCAAAGCGCCCUCGACAAAAGCACCAACAGUGAAACCACCCUCAGUGAAAGAACUACCUCCGCCAGCCUCUCCAGCUCCUUCUCACAAAUCAGCCAAAUCAUCCCAUUCACACCAUCAUCAACCUCCCGUCAUCGUGAACGUUACCAUCCCUCAGGCCGCUCUUGCUCCGCCUGCCGCGCCUAUUAUAAUCCCUCAGCCUACUCCCGCCGAGAUAGUCGAACAGGAAGAAGUGGUAAUUGACGAACCAGUCACAUCUACACCACUCGUCGUCCCUACUACACCUAUCAAACCUCCUACAAUCAUCCCACCGAGUCCUAAACCAUCCUCAAUUAAAUCAGUCAAAUCGAAAGCCAGAUCCAUCGCCCCUGCACCGACAGUAGUCGAGGAAGCUGAAGAACCACCAUUAGAAGAGGAAGUGACAGAAGAAACUAAAGUGGUAACUACAACUACUACGACAACAACAAAGAAAAGACCUCCUUCACCACCCAAAACUCCUAAAGUCAUAUCGACGGAUAAUCCAUUCGUUGAAAAUAUCGAUGAACCGCCUCCACCACCAAAAUCAACAAAAGCUAAAUCUGUCGCUCCUCCUCCUCCUUCUACUGCUGCUGCCAAAUCAAUCAAAUCUAAACCUAAGACUUUACCUCCUCCUUCACCUGUACCUGACAUUCACUCUAUAGCGGCCACACCCGUACCUCCCACCCCGAUGAAAUUACCUUCUUUAUUCAAAUCUUCUCCGGGAGGAUCCGGUGGAUCCGGUAAGAAGAAACCUACGAAGAUUAUCGAAACUACCACUGUCGAGAAGAUAAUUGUUCCUGUGGAUUCCGAUGAAGAGGUCGAAGAGGUCAUAAUGGAAGAAGAGGUAGAUACGGCCGCUACAACCGUUGGGAACGCUACGACGAAAGGAAUAGGCGGUGCUAGAAGUAAUGCAUUGACUGCUACACCCGGUAGGAGGAGUGGUACUAAAGCUGGUUUGAGACCUAUCCCAAUGGUCGAUUAUCAAGCUUUGAUUCAAUCUACACCACCUCCAUCUAUAAAAAAGACUCUCCCCUCUCUGCCUCCUCCCGGUACGGUCGCUGGUCCAAAGACAAUUGUCACUUACUCGGCUCAACUGGAUAGAGACUCGCAAGGUAACGAACAUCUUCAUGCUAGGAUGAGAGAUCAUACUGGAGUUAUCAAAGGUCCAUCCCCGACUAUUCCUCCUGGUUCUAUUCAUUCUCCACCACCACCGCCUACGAUGCCUGCACCAAGUAUCGCUCCUCAACCUCAAGGUCCCAAGACGAUCGUCACGUACUCUGCUCAGUUAGAUCGAGACUCUCAAGGUAACGAACAUCUACACGGAAGAUUGAGGGAUCAUACAGGUGUACAAGCACCACCAGCAGCUCCUACGAUGGCUGCACCGACCGCAUAUACCCAAACGACCUAUGUACCAGCAGCUACCACGUAUAUACCUGCUCCUACGACUGUCGCACCUCCCCCUGCGCCUACUUUACCUACAGAUACGCCUGCUCCAGUACCUGAAGGACCCAAAACCAUCGUUACACUCUCUGCUCAACUUGAUCGAGAUUCAAAGGGCAACGAACAUCUGCAUGCUAGAAUGAGGGAUCAUACGGGAGUAACCAAAGGUUUGGAAUUAGAUACGGGAGAAGGCUUACCUUUGGAGACCGAGAAGGAACGUAAGAAAAGAGAGAAAAAGGAAAAGAAAUUAGCUGAAAAAUUAGCUGCUAAAGAGGCUUCGAAAGGAUUGGAAGGUAACCCGUAUAAACCUAUCGGAGGGGGUGUACCUCCCCCUAAAUCUGAAAGAUAUGCAUAUCCACCUGCACCGACCGUCAUUGAACAAGCGGCGAAAGAAAGAUUCCAAAAUAGAUUUAACGGUGGUGGGGGUGGUGUACAACCUCCUGGUAUGGGCAUGGGCAUGGGCAUGGGCAUGGGAGGUAUGGGACCACCUUACCCACCAAUUCAACCCGCUUUAUAUCCAAGACCUCCACCGCUAGUCGCAACACGUCCACCAAUGUUCGGUCCACCCAUGAUGGGAAUGGGGAUGGGAGGUAUGGGAAUGGGAAUGGGAGGUAUGGGAAUGGGGAUGGGUAUGCCAAUGAUGGGUAUGGGAAUGCCAAUGGGAAUGUCAAUGCCCAUGGCCAUUCCCAUACCUGGUGUGGUACCCGGUCAACCAGGUAUGGGAUUGUAUGAUUCCUUACCUGGAAGGUUCGGGAGAGAUAUGUUGGGAAGAGAUUUUGCUGGACCUGGUGGAGUUGGUUCAAGUCAACCAUAUCGACCACCUGAUCCAUCCGCUUUACCGCCCAUGCCAUUCGGAUUGCCCUUCAUAGCUAGACCGGGCCAAGAAGGUUUUGAUCAGUAUGGAAGGAUGUUACCACCCGAUUUACCUGAAGGAUGGGACGGUUGGGGACGUCCCUUAGUUUCUACCAAUCCUGCACCGAACGCUCCUCCAGGUGGACCAGGUGGACCUCUCCCACCUCCCGCACCAGCAGCAGCCCAAGCAGCGGGUGUACCUCCUCAACCUACCGCCACUCAAAUCCAACAAAUGCCUUUUAGCUCUUCUUACGGUACAUCCUCAAUGACAGGGACGGGAAGUAGAUCAAUGUCAAGUACGUUGAGUUCGAAUGGGACGGGUAGACCUGAUCAACCACCAUGUUUCGAUCGACCACCCGCGAAAUCAGAUUCGUAUUUCCGAUAUGACGCCUUUCAACCUUUCUCAUUACCUUGUUCGAGCUUGGAUUAUCCACAUCAAUUGCAUUUACCACCCGAGUUGGUCAGUCAUGAUGUCAAUGAAGAAGAUUGGUCAAGGUUCAUCGAUGAUCUCUCUCAAGAAGCACUGACCAACGCUCGACAUCCUCUCCAUCUUCACGCUCGUGGUGGAAGAGGUAUGGGUCCCGAACCCGUUCUGUCCGAGGCAGUCCAUUCUCUGUUAGCUUCUUGGGCUGUGGCAUUUUUCUCCCCUAGAGGAAUCAAAAUCUAUGCAGCAUCAGAAGAAUCAAACGAACGUAUCCUCCCUCCUCCUAUCGAACCUCCACCUCUCAAGAGGGGAUAUUCUCACGCAGACGAAUGGUCAGAUGAAGAAUAUUCUUCAAAUGAUGAAUACAAUUUCCAUGAUUUAUCUGAAGAUGAGGAAGAACGAUAUCAACGAAAGAAGGAUAUGUAUUUACCUAGGAUCGAAAGACAAUGGCGUAAAGAUGAGAGAUUAAUCAAAAGACGAAGAGAGAAAAGAAGAAGAUUCAGAGAGGGUGAAUUGAGAUUAAGUAGGGUGGUAGGUAAUUGGGAGAUUCAUUUCAUUUGUUCGACACCGACUAUUUGGCAGCAGGGUGCUAGACCUAGAGGAUAUGGAGAACCUGUUAUAAGGCUGAGGAGGUAA